This is a messenger RNA of Saccharomycopsis crataegensis, 1950 nucleotides long. It is a transcript of the gene SNF1, whose product is annotated as AMP-activated serine/threonine-protein kinase catalytic subunit SNF1. Lineage: Eukaryota; Fungi; Ascomycota; Saccharomycetes; Ascoideales; Saccharomycopsidaceae. The coding region runs from base 1 to 1950 and encodes 649 amino acids. Gene Ontology annotation, biological process: intracellular signal transduction; protein phosphorylation. The record is from RefSeq and is a predicted model, not a curated record. Gene Ontology annotation, molecular function: ATP binding; protein serine/threonine kinase activity. The transcript has a single exon. Gene Ontology annotation, cellular component: cytoplasm.
AUGUCACAACAUCAACACCAACACCAAGCUCAACAAGGGCAGCCCCAAGUAUCAUUCAAUCAACCAUGGAUUGACCCAAAUAUACUUCAGCAGAUGAAUCCCCAUAAUAGAAUUGGACGUUACCAAAUUAUCAAGACUUUGGGUGAGGGGUCAUUUGGGAAAGUUAAGCUCGCUUUUCAUUUGACCAGUGGUCAAAGAGUUGCCUUGAAGAUUAUAAAUAGGAAAACUUUGGCUAAAUCAGACAUGCAAGGUAGAAUUGAAAGAGAAAUUUCAUACCUUAGAUUGCUUAGACAUCCCCACAUUAUCAAGUUGUACGAUGUGAUUAAAUCGAAAGAUGAAAUCAUUAUGGUUAUUGAGUUUGCAGGAAAAGAGUUGUUUGAUUACAUUGUUCAAAAGGGUAGAAUGCCGGAAAAUGAAGCUCGAAGAUUUUUUGUCCAAAUCAUAUGUGCUGUUCAAUAUUGUCAUCGUCAUAAGAUUGUCCAUAGAGAUUUGAAGCCUGAGAACUUGCUUCUCGAUGGUGAUUUAAAUAUUAAGAUUGCUGACUUUGGGUUGUCAAAUUUGAUGACAGAUGGUAAUUUCUUGAAAACUUCUUGUGGCUCGCCAAAUUAUGCUGCCCCAGAAGUUAUCAGUGGGAAGUUGUACGCCGGUAGCGAGGUUGAUGUCUGGUCUUGUGGGGUCAUCUUGUAUGUGAUGUUAUGUGGUAGAUUGCCUUUUGAUGAUGAUUUUAUUCCUGCGUUAUUCAAGAAAAUCAGCAGUGGUAUUUUCACAAUUCCUUCUUUUUUGUCGCCUGGCGCCAAAGAAAUUAUCCAGAAGAUGUUGAUUGUGGAUCCUCUAAAUAGAAUCACUAUCGAUGAAGUCAUGGAGACUGAGUGGUUUAAGACAGAUUUCCCAGACUAUUUGAAAGCAGAAACUGUUCCUGCUGGAACCAACGAUAAUGAAGCUUUUGAUGAUGAGGUAGCACAAAACGUGGUUAUGACCAUGGGUUAUAAUUAUGAAGAAGUUUGCGAUAUCUUGAAACAGAAAUUCGUCGAUGGCAAUACUAGUCUUGACAAUCAUGAAAUUGUCAAUGCCUAUGAAUUGUUGUUAGAAAAUAAGAAUUAUACCAACCUCAACAAGGAUGAUGGAAGUAGCCAUAUUGAUACAGUUGCCUCCAAAUUACCUCCUACAUGGGCUAAUACCGAUAACACUCGUGGUAAUGGGGCAGGUGGCAAGACUGGAGAAUUUAAACAGAUAGCCAAUAAUGUGGAUAAUGGCAGAAACACAUUAGCUUAUGAUAUGUCACCAUUUGUUGAUAAUAAUAACACCGCUGCAAAUUCAACGAUUUCAAUAUUACCGACAUCCAUACCUCAAUACCACAGAGCUUAUAUGAUGUCGCAAGACCCUGAUAUUUUGAAAAGAAUUGCUCCGGCAUCAACAAAGAAGUCCAAAAUCAAAUGGCACUUUGGUAUUAGAUCAAAAUCAUACCCAUUAGAUGUUAUGGGAGAAAUUUACAGAGCAUUAAAGAAUCUUGGCGCUCAAUGGUGCAAACCAACUGAAGAAGAGCUUUGGACGAUUAGAGUCAGAUGGAAAUGUGGGUUGUUAUUGAAGGAGGGGCUCAAUAAAGCUCAUACUAACCCAGAAGAUGAAAUUGGAGCUACUUAUACAUUUAGCAAAAGCAAGAAUGGCAAUGAGAACGAUGACGUGGAAAUGAAGGACAAUACUAAAUCAACUCCUGUAGAUAAUGAAUCGAACACGGAAUUAACCCCUGAUUUAAUGAAAAUGCAGAUUCAAUUAUUUCAAUUGGAAGCAAACAAUUAUUUGGUUGAUUUCAAAUUUGAUGGCUGGGAAUGCUCACGUAAUGAGUCAUUAGAGUUUGCCCAAAAUGACCAAUUGUCCAGCUAUUCUGCUUAUCCAUUUUUGCACCUCACCACACGACUUAUUAUGGAAUUGGCAGUGAACAGUCAGAACUAG